Fukomys damarensis (Damara mole-rat) is the source of this 3474-nucleotide messenger RNA. RefSeq names its product ATPase 13A1 (gene Atp13a1). The transcript is spliced from 25 exons. Gene Ontology annotation, molecular function: P-type ion transporter activity; membrane protein dislocase activity; ATP binding. Gene Ontology annotation, cellular component: endoplasmic reticulum membrane. The annotation marks the transcript as partial. Gene Ontology annotation, biological process: extraction of mislocalized protein from ER membrane; intracellular calcium ion homeostasis. The record is from RefSeq and is a predicted model, not a curated record. Lineage: Eukaryota; Metazoa; Chordata; Mammalia; Rodentia; Bathyergidae.
CGGCGCCUCACAGUGCUGCCGUUCGCGGGGCUCCUCUACCCGGCCUGGUUGGGAGCCGCGGCCGCCGGCUUCUGGGGUUGGGGCAGUAACUGGGCUCAAGUCCCCGAGGCCGCGCUACUGGUACUCGCCACCAUCUGCCUCGCGCACGUGCUCACCGUUCUCUCUGGGCACUGGUCCGUGCACGCGCACUGCGCGCUCACCUGCACCCCGGAAUACGACCCCAGCAAAGCAACCUUUGUGAAGGUGAUGCCGACCCCCAACAAUGGCUCCACCGAGCUCGUGGCCCUGCACCGAGACAAGGGCGAACAUGGUCUGGAAGUGCUGUCCUUCGAAUUCCAGAAGAUCAAAUACUCCUAUGACGCCCUGGAAAAGAAGCAGUUCCUUCCCGUGGCCUUUCCUGUGGGAAACGCUUUCUCCUUCUACCAGAGCCACAGAGGGUUCCAGGAAGAUGCGGAGAUCCGGGCUGCUGAGAAGAAAUUUGGGAGCAACAAGGCUGAGAUGGUGGUGCCCGACUUCUCCGAGCUUUUCAAGGAGAGGGCCACAGCCCCCUUCUUCGUGUUUCAGGUCUUCUGUGUGGGGCUCUGGUGCCUGGACGAGUACUGGUACUACAGUGUCUUCACGCUGUCCAUGCUGGUGGCUUUCGAGGCGUCCCUGGUGCAGCAGCAGAUGCGGAACAUGUCGGAGAUCCGCAAGAUGGGCAACAAGCCGCACAUGAUCCAGGUCUACCGGAGCCGCAAGUGGAGGCCCAUCGCCAGCGACGAGAUUGUGCCUGGGGACAUCGUGUCCAUCGGCCGCUCUCCACAGGAGAACCUGGUGCCGUGCGACGUGCUGCUGUUGCGUGGCCGCUGUAUCGUGGACGAGGCCAUGCUCACCGGGGAGUCCGUGCCACAGAUGAAGGAGCCGAUCGAGGACCUCAGCCCAGACCACCUACUGGACCUGCAGGCCGACUCCCGGCUGCACGUCAUCUUUGGGGGCACCAAGGUUGUGCAGCACAUCCCCCCCCAGAAGGCCACCACAGGCCUGAAGCCGGUUGACAAUGGGUGCGUGGCUUAUGUCCUGCGGACUGGCUUCAACACCUCCCAGGGUAAGCUGCUGCGCACGAUCCUCUUUGGGGUCAAGAGAGUGACCGCCAACAACCUGGAGACCUUCAUCUUCAUCCUCUUCCUCCUGGUCUUCGCCAUUGCGGCAGCUGCCUACGUGUGGAUCGAGGGCACCAAGGACCCCAGCCGGAACCGCUACAAGCUCUUCCUGGAGUGCACCCUCAUCCUCACCUCAGUGGUGCCCCCCGAGCUGCCCAUCGAGCUGUCCCUGGCUGUCAACACCUCUCUCAUCGCCCUGGCCAAGCUCUAUAUGUACUGUACGGAGCCCUUCCGGAUCCCCUUCGCUGGCAAGGUGGAGGUGUGCUGCUUCGACAAGACGGGGACUCUGACCAGCGACAGCCUGGUGGUGCGUGGUGUGGCUGGGCUGAGGGACGGGAAGGAGGUGACCCCUGUGUCCAGCAUCCCUGUAGAGACACACCGGGCCCUGGCCUCGUGCCACUCCCUCAUGCAGCUGGACGAUGGCACCCUGGUGGGUGACCCCCUGGAGAAGGCCAUGCUGACGGCCGUGGACUGGACACUGACCAAAGAUGAGAAAGUAUUCCCCCGAAGUAUUAAAACUCAGGGGCUGAAAAUUCACCAGCGCUUUCAUUUUGCCAGUGCCCUAAAGCGAAUGUCUGUGCUGGCCUCCUACGAGAAGCUGGGCUCCACUGACCUCUGCUACAUCGCGGCCGUGAAGGGGGCCCCCGAAACCCUCCAUUCCAUGUUUGCCCAGUGCCCACCCGACUACCACCACAUCCACACCGAGAUCUCCCGUGAGGGAGCCCGCGUGCUGGCCCUGGGGUACAAGGAGCUGGGGCACCUCACCCACCAACAGGCCCGGGAGGUGAAGCGGGAGGCCCUGGAGUGCAGCCUCAAGUUCGUGGGCUUCAUCGUGGUCUCCUGUCCACUCAAGGCUGACUCCAAGGCCGUGAUCCGGGAGAUCCAGAACGCGUCACAUCGGGUGGUCAUGAUCACAGGGGAUAACCCGCUCACCGCCUGCCACGUGGCCCAGGAGCUGCGCUUCAUCGAGAAGGCCCACACACUCAUCCUGCAGCCCCCCUCGGAGAAGGGUGGCCUGUGCACGUGGCGCUCCAUCGAUGGCAGCAUUGCACUGCCCCUGGCCCCCGGCUCCCCCAAGGGGCUGGCGCGGGAGCACGCCCUGUGCCUCACAGGUGACGGCCUGGCCCACCUGCAAGCCAGUGACCCCCAGCAGCUGCUGCGCCUCAUUCCCCAUGUGCAGGUGUUCGCCCGCGUGGCCCCCAAGCAGAAGGAGUUCGUCAUCACCAGCCUGAAGGAGCUGGGCUACGUGACUCUCAUGUGCGGAGACGGCACCAACGAUGUCGGCGCCCUCAAGCACGCCGAUGUGGGGGUGGCGCUGCUGGCCAAUGCCCCCGAGCGGCUUCCAGAGCGUCCUCUACCUGGAGGGCGUCAAGUUCAGCGACUUCCAGGCCACACUGCAUGCGCCCCACACCCCACGGCCCCUUGCUCACUGCCCCCUGUCGCCCCAGUCUGCCACGUGAUCAAGCAAGGUCGCUGCACGCUGGUGACCACACUGCAGAUGUUCAAGAUCCUGGCGCUCAACGCCCUCAUCCUGGCCUACAGCCAGAGCGUCCUCUACCUGGAGGGCGUCAAGUUCAGCGACUUCCAGGCCACACUGCAGGGGCUGCUGCUGGCCGGCUGCUUCCUCUUCAUCUCCCGCUCCAAGCCCCUAAAGACCCUGUCCCGAGAGCGGCCCCUGCCCAACAUCUUCAACCUGUACACCAUCCUCACCGUGGUGCUGCAGUUCGCUGUGCACUUCCUGAGCCUCAUCUACCUGUACCAGGAGGCCCAGGCCCGCAGUCCCGAGAAGCAGGAGCAGUUCGUAGACCUCUACAAGGAGUUUGAGCCCAGCCUGGUCAACAGCACUGUGUACAUCAUGGCCAUGGCCAUGCAGAUGGCCACCUUUGCCAUCAACUACAAGGGCCCGCCCUUCAUGGAGAGCCUGCCCGAGAACAGGCCCCUGCUGUGGAGUCUGGCCGUGUCCCUCCUGGCCAUCGUCGGCCUGCUGCUCGGCUCCUCACCCGACUUCAACAGCCAGUUCGGCCUCGUGGACAUCCCGGUGGAGUUCAAGCUGGUCAUCGCCCAGGUCCUGCUGCUGGACUUCUGCCUGGCGCUGCUGGCCGACCGUGUCCUGCAGUUCUUCCUCGGGACCCCGAAGCUGAAAGUGCCUUCCUGAGACAGCGGUGCUGGAACCCACCGCGCACCCCAGUGCCGCCCUGCCGGGGAGGGAACUCGGCCCCCACACCCUGAGUAGUGGAAGACUGAGUCCUGCUAGCGGGACCAGCCCCAGGCCGGCACCUUUGGUAAAUAAAGCAGCACUCGAAAUUUUAAGAAGCUCUACGUCCACCUCGUCUGU